Drosophila suzukii is the source of this 2444-nucleotide messenger RNA. RefSeq lists its product as uncharacterized. The record is from RefSeq and is a predicted model, not a curated record. Lineage: Eukaryota; Metazoa; Arthropoda; Insecta; Diptera; Drosophilidae.
AAAUACCAUUUCAUAGUUCGCGUGCACUAUCUGAAACUUGAUGCUGCAAGCGUGCUUCCCUCCAAAUGCGCAUCAGUGUUGUUUUUUCGCGCUUUGUUGAUAAUAACUGCAAAGCGCUUUCUUGAACUACCAUAAUCACCAUGCGGCCAAAGGAUCACCCGGACCUGCACUUGGAUGUGAUUCCCAAGAUGUAUGAUCCCCACUUUAAGGUGUUUGUAACUAGUCUGUGUAAUGUGCAGAAGCAGCUGGUAAAGCUGCCACGCCGGUUCUGCCGGAUGUACACCACUGAUGCGCUGGCCACACAGCUGCUAAAGUACCUGAAAUCUCUUAAGGCGAAUAUUUCGAAGCAGGACUUCAAUGUGGUGAGGGAGGGACAGCCCUUUCCAUUGAUCCUCAGCGACGGAAAGAGACUGGAGGCGAUGCUCUGCUCUGGCAGUCAUCUGGGUCACAGCCUCAUCCUGCUCAUCCGGCGGCAGCAGGGCGGCAGACUGCUCUACUGCUACUCGGCCAUGAGGCUCGAUAAUCUCGGCCGUUUGCUGGGCAACCCCAUCUUCAACUCGUGGAUCGCCGCGGGAACUGAGCAGCUAUAUCUUAAUCUAUCGUCUGUAAAUAUGCCGUUCGUCCAUAUUGAUUUCGAUGAGGUGGCUACUACCAUUAAGGAACAUGGAUCAAGGAACAACAAUAGCGUGGUGCAUCUGGAUGUGCCGCUUUUUGGCUACGAGGAGUUGCUCUGGAAAUUGGCACAAACGCGCCUCCGAGGUCAUAUUCGACUAGAUGAAAAGUUGGCAGAAAGCUAUAAGUGCCUUAGUUCCGAUUUGGAGUGCUUUCAGGAAAAAAAUAACUAUAUUCCAAGGUUUUAUGUCUACGGUUCCUUGGUGGACGCUGAACAGAUGUAUGCGCCGAGAAAUGUAGUAUCCUUAGACAUAAAAAAUCUUAAGUGGUCGCCGACACCGACGAGAAUGCAUCUUCGUCAGCUAUGCAGUUUGCUGCGGCCCCAACACAUCCAGGGAAUUGUACCCUUCCAAUCGGAUGGCGUUAUCCCGCCCAUUCCACCAUUUCUGAAAAGAUUUAAGGCAAACUAUUCCCCGCAGACUGAGGCCGCGGUAUCAAGGAUUCAUAAUCUUCCCCCAAAAAAAGGGGAAAAACCAGGACCCUACCGAGCUAUUCAGCCGAGAAAGGCCUUUGAAUUUCUUAAUGACGGAGAUCAUAGCAGUGAUUCGGAUUAAAAAUAAGUAUAUCUUAUUUAUUUAUUUGCAAAAGAAAUAGCUUAAAGUUAAAAACUAAGUUAUUCUCAAAUAAGUUACUUCUAAGGAGUUUCUUUAUUUUCCCAAAUUUGUAUCGGAAAUCGUAUAUCAAAUUCAUAAGUAUUAUAAAGAGUAAUUCUCUACCAAUUUGGAACAAUCGAAAAUGUUCUGCGCUGAAUUAUAAUACUCGUACAAAAUUAAUUUAUUUUUUUCUGUUUGUAAGUUUUUCACCCUGUAAAAUGCCCCAUCUCUCGAUAAAUAAAAGCAAAUAAUAAUUUUAUUAGAGGGUAAAAUAAUUUUCCGACGUUAGUAACUCAGCAACAGCUCGCAAAAAAAUAUCUCCUUUCGCUUCAAAAUAUAUAAAUUGAGACUACGAAAUUGUAGAAUUAUGUAUCAGCUUCUGUGUCUUCAUCCGACCAGGAAUCGGCAAGGCGCUCGAACUCAUCACUCGCUUCUUCUUUAGACUUACAGAUUGCAAUAUUAUCGCCACCAGCAGAGAGUUCUUGAAUUACAUCUGAAUCGAUUGAGUUCUUUGAAUCCUCUUUCUUUAAAAUUAUAUUACCGAAUUCUUUUUCAGAAUGCUUUGAAGAAAUCAUAUCCAUCUCAUCUUGAGUUUCUUCUUCUGACUUACAGAUUGCAAUAUUUUCGCCACCAGCACAGGGUUCGUGAAUUACAUCUGAAUUGAUUGAGUUCUUUGUACCCUCCUCUUUCUUUAAAAUUAUAUUACCAAAUUCUUUUUCAGAAAUCUUUGAAGAAAUGUCCACCUCAUCUUGAGUUUCGGAUUUAAUAAUUAAUUGAGUGGGUUUAACUUCGACGUUGCAGUUACGGAGUUUUAAAAAUUUCAAUAUCAAUGAUUUCUUGCAGAUUGCAAUAUUAUCGCCACCAGCACAGGGUUCUUGAAUUACAUCUGAAUCGAUUGAGUUCUUUGAAUCCUCCUCUUUCUUUAAAAUUAUAUUACCGAAUUCUUUUUCAGAAUGCUUUGAAGAAAUCAUAUCCAUCUCAUCUUGAGUUUCUUCUUCUGACUUACAGACUGCAAUAUUAUCGCCACCAGCACAGGGUUCGUGAAUUACAUCUGAAUUGAUUGAGUUCUUUGUAUCCUCCUCUUUCUUUAAAAUAAUAUUACCAAAUUCUUUUUCAGAAUGCUUUGAAGAAGUCAUGUCCAUCUCAUCUUGAAUUUCGGAUUUAAUAAUUAAUUGAGUU